UGACUACGGGUUCUGACGGGCCGAUCCAUAAAUCUACUCAAUUAAUCUUUCUAUCCGAAUUUUCGACAUCGCGAGAAGCCUCACUAAACCCCGCGAGAGCGAACGACCACAACCGCCUUCUAUCCGCCGAAACGCCAAUUGCCACCAGCCCAAAACCAGAGUAGGGCCAAUCGGGCAGGGGAUCUAUGCUUGGGGAAGGCAGAUAGGAAGAAGAAGCAUGAAGAUACAUUGAACCUUAGCACGCCUCGGAAUACACAUACACAUCUCUCGUCGCUAGCAAAUCAAAUCAAAUCCGCCUCGAUCAUCUGUCCUCCUCCCACGCAAUGCGGUCUUUCGCUCUAGCCGCUCUGCCACGAGCUCGCGGCGCCGGUAAACAUGCUUUAACUUCAACAACCGCAUCCAUACAAUCGCUAGCUACACGAAGACAAUUCUCCUCCCUCCCCACGCUGCGCCCCACGCUCCGCGCGUCCCCCGGAUCCAUCUUCCGGUCUCCCACCUCCACCUCCAACAGCCUCCUCCAAUCCUUCGCUCCCCAACCCAGCGCCGGAGCGGGAGCAGCAACAGCAGACCUCGUACCCAAGACCUCCCUAACCGCGCACCCGUCGCUCUCCGGCGCAGCCCAGGUCCGUUUCGGCCCGCGGCCGACGAUGGCGCGGACCAGUCGCUUGGUGCGCAAGCGGCGUCACGGGUUCCUGAGCCGCGUGCGCUCGCACAACGGGCGCAAGACGCUGCAGCGGCGCAAGGAGAAGAAGAGGUCUAUGCUGUCGAACUAGGGUCGUCUGUGCUAUGCAUGGCUCCUUGUGCCGCGCCUCGCUAAGGUCUGGGGUCUAUACGCUGUAUCCGGACACGCGGGAGACGACGCACGGGAUGAAAUGACGAGCUUCUAUGAGGAAUUCGUGACGGGGAUGCUGGCUAAAUCACGAGUGGGAACUGGUUCGAGGCCCUCAUUGAGGACGGUGUAGUAGAGGAGAGAGCGUGGGAUGUACUAUAUACUACAUAUAGAACUGUAUAUUCUAAGAACUAUCUCCAAACCAGGGACCCCAAGAUUCAACCGGUCAAAGUAGUCUUUAACCUAGUAUAUAAGUUUGUUUGUUG
Messenger RNA from Daldinia vernicosa, 1095 nucleotides. RefSeq lists its product as uncharacterized. The record is from RefSeq and is a predicted model, not a curated record. Lineage: Eukaryota; Fungi; Ascomycota; Sordariomycetes; Xylariales; Hypoxylaceae. Bases 324 to 773 code for a protein of 149 amino acids. Gene Ontology annotation, cellular component: ribosome. Gene Ontology annotation, biological process: translation. Gene Ontology annotation, molecular function: structural constituent of ribosome. The transcript has 2 exons.